AAACAGGCUUCGUGUCGUGUAUUUAUUUACAUGUAAGAAAACAUAAUUUCUUUGCUUUUAUUGCUCGCUUAGUGGUGGAGGGAGAUCAGAGUUGCGUGUAAUAUCAUUGAAAAAUACGUCAACAACUCAGUUCUCUUUUAGAAGUUGGACUGUUGAGUCCCGUACCGUAUCUCAUUAGUAUACGUAUCGCAUUUAGUUUAGAUUUUUUUUAGUAUAGUUCCGUAACAAUAAUCAUCAGCAAAAUGAAUCGAAAAUUUGUAAACGUUAUAAUCCUUGGAUUUGGGUUUAUGUUUGUCUUCACUGCGUUUCAAACUAUGGGAAAUAUAGAGAAAACAGUAUUAGACAGUAUAUCACACGAUGAUCCGGGAUUCACGGGAGAUGGCUACACGUCUCUGGCCAUCAUCUACGCAACGCUGGCCAUAUGUAACUGGAUGGCGCCUUCCAUCAUCACGAUCACAGGACCAAGAGGAGCCAUGUUUAUUGGUGGACUGACUUAUUUGUUCUUCAUCGUGACUUUCUUGUUCCCUCGCACGUGGCUCUUGUACGUGGCGAGCGUGUUGAUCGGCGCCGGCGCAGCUGCUAUAUGGACCGGCCAGGGCAACUAUCUGACACUCAACAGCGAUGCCGAUACUAUAUCCAGGAACUCAGGAGUCUUCUGGGCUAUGUUACAGUGCAGCAUGUUUUUUGGAAAUCUUUUCGUAUUCAUUAAGUUCCAAGGCAAGACUCAGAUUGAUGCGGAGACAAGGAACGUUGUGUUCGGUGCUUUGACUGGAGUCUGCGCCGUUGGUUUGGUUUUCCUUAUGCUCCUAAGACCAGCUAAGCGCAUGCCCAACAUCGAAGAUGCCAAGGGCGAGAUAGUGACCCACGAAGUGCAAGAAAGUCCCAUGGAUGCGUUCAAAGGCGCUUUGAAGUUGUUCUGUACCCGCGAUAUGUUGUUGCUCAGUGUUACUUUCAUUUAUACUGGCGUGGAACUGUCGUUCUUCAGCGGCGUGUACAGUCCGAGCAUUGGUUUCACACUGUCUAUGGGCGAGAAUGCUAAACAGCUGGUGGGCUUGUCAGGCGUCUUCAUUGGUAUGGGAGAAGUGCUCGGAGGUGCUCUCUUCGGUAUUCUCGGCGCAAAAACAACUCGUUGGGGUCGCGACCCGAUCGUCAUCAUGGGCUACUUCAUUCAUUUAGGCAGCUUCUUCCUAAUCUUCAUCAAUUUGCCGACCGUGGCGCCAUUUGGAGACACCAAUGAGGUUUCCUACAUCACCCCUUCACCGCAGCUAGCGAUGUUCUGCAGUUUUCUACUAGGAUUCGGAGACGCAUGCUUCAAUACUCAAAUAUACUCGAUUUUGGGAGGCAACUACUCCGACAACAGUACCUCAGCUUUCGCACUGUUCAAAUUUACUCAGUCCCUAGCAGCGGCAGCAUGUUUCUUCUACUCAUCAAAGGCGCUGCUCUCCGUGCAGCUGAUGAUUCUGGGCGUCCUAGCGACACUAGGUACUGCGUGCUUCUGCCGUGUUGAAUGGGCCGCUAGAGCUCGCGCACGCGCCCUAGCGAUUGACGCCGACGACAAGUCAUCACCAACCACCCACGCUCUUGCAGAUAAUGGACUCCACUACGACUGAACAAACGAUACAGCCAGUGACGGAUUAAACAUGCGCGAGUCGCGUAGCAAAUUCUAAUUAAGGCCCCCUCGAUCUUAUAAGUUUUAUGGUGUUUUGGGGUCGGUAGUACUGAGGGUCUUUUGCUUUGCUAGAUGGCGCUAACGAAGAGAGUCUUGUUCCUAUAACUGUUAAAAUUUUAAUGUUCAAAUGAUGAUUGUAUUUCAGCUAAUUUGACAAGAGACAUUAGUUACCAACUUUAGAGGCCAUACGCUAUAACCCUCAUACUACUCUUACCUCGUGGUUAAUCCGGCACUGGAUACAGCCUAAUGUUACUGGUUUUAGAUACAGUAUACUCCCUACAUUUGUUAUGAAUUUGUACGUAGAUUUUUGCUAUAUGGUGGAAGUAAAGUACAACUCGAAUAUAGCAUCACGAUCACUUCAUGUAAAUAGGUCUUGCUUCCUAACUUAGUUUGGCUAAGUUAUGUUCCUGUCACAUUUUAUAUUUGUUUCGUGUACUCACAAGAUACAGGCAGGAAUAAUUCUUAGUCAAAGUGCUAUAAAAAUAUAUCGUAUCUCGGUUCAAAAAAAUAAAUGAAGAGUAAUCUUGACGUUUCUAAAAUCAUUAAUUUAAGGCUUGUGUAAUAUAUGACGGAAAAAUCGGCUGACUACCGCAGCAGGCACUAACUAGGCAGCCCUAGAAAGAAUUGUACAUAAGAGUAAAGCUAUUAUUUUAAGAAAUUAAUUUAAAUUAUAACAAAAAAUGUGUACAAUCGUCGUCAGAGAUUAUAAACAUUGUCUAUGCGCCUGCAUGAUUUUUAAACUUUGGAAAAAUCCGUUACGUUUUGAAUUUCGAAGUGCAAGCGCAAUGACAAUUUAAAUGUCGUUACUUAGUAGACCUAAUUUUAACAAGAAUUUUAAAUGAUUAAUGUGAAGUAUUGAUAUUGAAUAUCUUUUACACAUAGUAUUCAAAAUAAAUUUUGACUAACGUAAUAAUAUCAAUUAAUUGUAUGUACAUUGUACGGAAGUAUUAAAUACCAUGUUCUAUGUUAGGCUAAAUUUAUCUGACUACUAAAGAUUGAGUUUAAAGAAAUAUAAUUACGAAAACAAUCCCUAAGUUGGCUGUGUCAAAUGUAAUAAUCUCCAAAUGUUUGUAGGAUUAUUUAUAAUAAUCCUUUACCAUGAUAAUUUAAUGAAAAUAAUGAUAUUGUUUCAUUCAUUGCUAAUGGUUGGCAUGUAAUGUAGAUUGUAAGCAAAAUACAGCAAGCUUUAAAGUGAGGGAUGUAUGUAGAUGUAGGUGACUUCCAUUUGCGGUGGACUGUACUCACUGAAUGAAACAGGGAAUUAAAUAAUUGUUUUUAUCCUCUUUUUUAUAAACCUCUAUAAUGCAUUUUGUUUUGAUUUCAUCAACAAUGAAGUGAUUAGAAAUAUAUAUGUAUAUUUAUGUAUGAAAGGUAAUGUGUGGUGCUCUACUCACGGCUCAGUGAGCGUAAAUUAUAUUUUUUAUAAAAAUAAAUGUAUGUUAUAUGUAUAUUACGUACAUGGGAACUAUGAAAUUGUUUAAGGACAUCUAGUCACAAAACUUGAGGCGUAUAAAUGAUAUCAUGGUACUUGAAAUCGACUAUUGUAUAACACAUUCAUAGAUGACAUUCCUUAUAAUGUUUUUAUCAAUUUUAUUUUAGUUUUUAGUUAUUUAGUAGAUAUAUAAUUUUAUAUUUUGUUAUUUUUUUAUUUUCAUGCUUUUAAUUUAACAUUCCAUUUUGUCUACCUAGAUGCCUAUCUCAAAUUAAUAGUAUUCCCUGCAGUUACUAUCUAGUCUUAUUCCCCUAUUCUAAAAUAACAGUUGACUAUACUUUUAAACAUUUCAUGAAAUUAUAUGUGAAAUAAAAUAUUUUAAUAACUA
Molecule: messenger RNA, 3489 nt
Organism: Spodoptera litura
Lineage: Eukaryota; Metazoa; Arthropoda; Insecta; Lepidoptera; Noctuidae
Product: UNC93-like protein MFSD11
Source: RefSeq, a predicted model, not a curated record